AUGAUGUUCGUCAAGUUGCUAGCGCGGCUAGCGGUGUUUAGCCUUACUUGCUGGCUCCAGAGGAUACACGCCCUACAGAACGAGUGCGACUUUAACUUCAACGUCAAUUUGUUAUCAAAUAUAUAUGACAAGUACAAUGGGAAGCACAUAGAAGAGCUCGAGGGGAGCACAGACUACUGCAACAAUUUGGAGAGUUUAAAUUCGCUCAAAUCUUUUUGGCAAUUAAAAUUGAAAUCGCUAUGCACAGAAGAAACAUCCAUUUUGGAUAAACAAGUAUUUAACAACAUCUGCAGCAAAACGUACAAAGUGCCGCAUGUAACGGUGAGCGGAUUAGAAGUAGGGAAAGAUGUUGUAAAUAUCGAAUUUUUCUGCGCCCAUUUUUUGUAUACUAACAACAAAGAGGUUAUAAAAUGUGUACGACAUAACGUUUUGAACAAUUACCUAGAUUCUUACCACAUAGCUUUUGAUUUAUCCGUUUCGCAAGAAUUGUUAAAGCAGUCGAACCAUGUAGAUGCAGUUUUAAAUUUGAAAAACAUCGACGGAUUGGCUCUCACAAAAAGGAUAAUAGAUGAUUCCGUAUGUAGGAUACAUUCCAGUGUCCAUACCAUUAUGAAUAAGAAUGACUUUGAUUUAUUCAAAGCGUUAGCAGGCUUAUGUACAAAGUUGGGCUUUCACCAUCAUUUUAUCAUAACAGAUAAUAUCCACCCGUUAACUACUCCUCUAUUUAAUGAAAUACCCUACAGUUUAAAUUCGCUCAAUUUCAAUAUACAAAAUAGUACCAUGUACUACACAAACUAUGAAUACUUUGUAUAUAAUGUUAAGCUAGCCGAUAUAGAUCACAUCCUCGGUUCGUAUAUGUCUCCAUCCGCCCUGGCGAUAAGCAAAAAUAACUCAUAUGUAACAUGGCUAGGAAUCAACAAAGAUAACACUUUGUACAAGAAAAAAUUUAACGAAUUGUAUAACCUUCUAGACAACAAUAAAUAUAUGGAAAGAAUCGUUCAGUGUUAUAGUAAAUACACGUCCAAGUACUAUGGAGGUAGUAUAAAAUAUUUUUUACGAUAUAUUCCAGAAAGUAAAAGAGAUGUGAUGCAGAAUAAUCCGAAAAUUUUUGUGUACAUUAUUAAUGGCAUAUGCAAAAAUAUCCCAUCCAUUCACAAAUGUGUUGAGAAAAUUAUUUUCCUUGAUGGAAUAUACGAUUUGUACUUCAAAAACUUUAUGGUCAAUUUUAUAUACUACAAUGCGGCUUGUAUUUUUAAUUGCAAUUUGGCAGACUUAGGAAAAGUUAUCAAUGAUGAACAGGUGUGGGAUAUCCUUGUAAACUACUUUUCAAAUGACUUUUUAGUGAAUUAUAAAAAGUCCAAGAGUCCUAGAAUCGCGGGUAAUAAUGCUAACAAGGGUGCCGACAAGACGGACGAAUCCGCAUCGCCAGAAACGUACAACGAAAUGGCAAAGUUAUACUACACCAACUUUGAUUACGAUUAUAUUCAUAGUGGUAAGUGGAAAAAGGAAAUCAAUUUGGAGGACGAAGAAGCUAUCUUGAAGCCGUCAGAUGAAGCGGUCGAAUUUGAAUUCUACAAUUACACCUUCCAGACGCUCGACCUGAGUAGUUAUGGCUUCUUCAUUUUGAAGAGCCAAAUGGAGGAGGACAACGUGUGCAAAAUUUCGUCCUUCAUUGAGGCCAACGGGAAGAAGUACGUCCACGUGAACAGGUACAUUGCCGACUUUUUCAGUAAGAACAACAAGCGGGUCCUCUCCCAUUCGGGCGGCAAGAAGGGCUCCUCCGGAGGUGGCCAUAAUAAUGGUCACGGCAACGGUGGGGACAAGCACAACGGUGGGAACGAGGACGGAGGUGGAGAUGAACACGACGGGGGCAACGAAGGAGACGACCAUGACGAUCAUGACGAACACGAUGAACAUGACGAACAUGAUGAAAACGGAGGGGACGAUCACAUGAACACCUUUAACAUGUUUGGCGACUUCCUGGGAGAUGACAAAGAAAGCAACAGCUUCAUGGACCUAUUCCAAAACAACCAGCUGUUCAAUAAGAACCAUAAUCUGUUCGACAACUUCUACCACGGGGAAGACGAAGAGGAAGAAGGCGACUUGUAUGCCGAUAAGGAGCUAGAGCCGUUAGACAUUGAGAAGCACAAGGUUUCCACCUCCAUGGGAGAUGUAUACCCGCUAAAAACGGAAUACACCCUGAAGGAGCUACAACACGUAUAUGAAAUUCACCCAGGCUUCAGCGAACUAGAUGAAGAAAUAAGACGCCAUUUUUUUAGAAGCAAAAUAUUCGAAAAGGAAGUUUCCUUUAUAGUAAAGGACGUCCCGACAAAGAUUGAAAAUUAUUACAAAUAUUAUUAUGAAAUUAAGAAGAAUUUAAAAACUUUCGACAAAUAUGAUGAGGAACAUUAUAAGAUGCUAAUAAAUAAGUCGAAAGAAGAUCCAGAUGUUUUUUCAAAAAUAGACAUUGAAUUUUCCUGCACAAGGAUGGGUAAGUGGCCAAUUCGUGGAGCCACGGGUAGGUGGCUAUCAGAUGUUUUAUGCGAAACCAAGUUGGUUCCUCAGCUGGUAUACAAUAACGAAUAUGCUGAAAAGCAGGACCAAAAGAAGAAGAAAAAAAACGAAAUUGACCCCAAUUUGUAUACUUUAAAAGAAAACACAAGAUUAAUUGGCAUCGAAUUUGAAGACCAAGAACCCUACAGAUGUGCCAUUAGUUACCUCGGGGAUGAAGGCAAAAAGACACAUUUACCAAUAUCUGCAACUUUAUUGGUGCACUUAGCUAUCGGGUUCUGUACACUACACGGUUUUAAAAUCAUUUGGCUAGCUGAUUCUGCCUUUGAUAUACACACCAACGUGUAUCUAAGAUAUACCUCCAUACUCGAACAAGGACAGACGUACUACGAACAGAGCAAUUUUGAACUUUAUGGACAAACAAGACUUAUAGCCCAAUUGGAAUAUAUCGCCUCUGGAAUGAGUGUAGAAAAUAAUCUUAUUACAUCUGGUACUUUUAAAAACAGGUACAACUUGAUUAGCUAUCCAGGGACAGAUUUGCAAUUUCUACUCCUCAUGUCAAAGAAAGUUAAGGAAACUAUUUACAAUUUAAAAUUUGAUUGCCAUAGCUGGGCAUACAAAGGGUGCUCAGAAUAUUACCCCUUGAUGAAGAAGAAUAAAAAGGUUUCCACAGAUGAAAAUUACAAUAAAAUUACGCUGAAUGGAAAAUAUUCCAAAAAAGAAUUAGAAGAAAUGUAUGAAUGUUCCUUUAUGCAUGAUAAAACCUUCCAAGAGUUGAACAAAAUGUUCCCUAAAGAAUGUACCUUCGGGUCGAGGAUCGGAGAUUGCCAUAAGGUAGUUAGAAAACAUAUUCCUUGCUACAAUGAAGAAUCAUGUAAAUAUUUAAUUUAUAUUUAUGAAAAUUUUUACAAGCCACAGAACCAUGUCAAUUUGCUGAAUGAGCAUUUUAUAAAGGUAUCGGAGAAUUUAACCAAAUUGUCCAGACCCUAUUACUUACAGUCCAUUUUAGCAUUAGAACAUGAUAUACAAAUUAAGAAGAGCAAAAAAAGGAACACCCAGUAUGAAGACAUUGUGCUGUUCAUUUUGAAGAAUUCCAUAUUUUACGUUUCUUGGGUUACAUCCAGUGAGUACUGGAAGAGGGCCGUAUACGUGCAAGACGUGAACACUUCCUUCGCAACCAUUAACCAAGUGGAGGACUACAAGAAUAAGGAGAUGUUUUGCCCAGUUGCCUACGGGCAUGAGUUCAUAGGGCACAUGCUCGUGCAGUACAUGAAGUAUCCUAACGAUUUGUAA
Molecule: messenger RNA, 3804 nt
Organism: Plasmodium coatneyi
Lineage: Eukaryota; Apicomplexa; Aconoidasida; Haemosporida; Plasmodiidae
Exons: 1
Coding region: 1-3804 (1267 amino acids)
Source: RefSeq, a predicted model, not a curated record